This is a messenger RNA of Talaromyces stipitatus ATCC 10500, 537 nucleotides long. RefSeq lists its product as uncharacterized. NCBI's taxonomy places the organism in Eukaryota, Fungi, Ascomycota, Eurotiomycetes, Eurotiales, Trichocomaceae. The record is from RefSeq and is a predicted model, not a curated record. The coding region runs from base 1 to 537 and encodes 178 amino acids. The transcript is spliced from 2 exons.
AUGUCCGAGUCACUAUUUUCACUCCCAGAUGGAAGUCUCUCCGGUGAGAAUGCCCAUUCCUCUUCCGAUAGGAUUCUCGUCCCAGAUCGAAUUGAUGAAUACGGCACCACUGAAACCAUUCUCGAAGAAUGCGCUCAAACACUCAACGGCCUAAGAGAUGGUGUUAUAGCAUAUCAAUCCCAAGUAAUAUAUAAACAAAACUGCCUCAAAUUACUCCUCAAUGAUCCCAUCUUCGAGUCCAUGGCAUUAUGGCAAGACGAGCGUCAUCGCCAGACACUUCAAACACUGCAAAAAGUCGGGAAGAGUGCCGAUUCAAUCGUUGAGUUGAUGCUCAAGUACCAGGUCGAUAUCGUCCUCAGUAAUAUAAAUCUCCAUCUGAGUAUUCACAAAGGUAUUGCCCGUGAUGCUUCACAAAAACAUAAGCGACAAGUUGCGAGACUUCAAACUCAAAUUGUUGGUCUGAAAGCUAAUAUCGCCGACCGCGAGUUACGGAAUGAGGGUUUAUUAGAAACAAGAGCGAUCUUAAUCUACGCAUAG